AUGAAGUGUUCACCGAAAUGUGAGUGGCAGAUACAAGCUCCAUGGGGAGAGCUUUCACAUCGCCAGCUGUCACCGCAUCUUCAGCAGUCAUCCCCGCUGUCAUCACCGCCGCCAUUAGCAUUGAGUCAUGGUUCGGGACAACUUGCUUUCAACGUAACCUCUUGGGGAAAUCCCCGGGCGCCUCCAGUGUUCCUUGCUCACGGACGCCAGGACUGCGCGACGACCUUUCAGCCACUUCUGGAGCUUAUGAACCCAGAAGAUUUCUUCUAUGUCUCCAUAGAUAUGCCUGGCAGCGGCAACAGCGCUCCUUUUCCAGUUGAACCCCAAGGUAGAUCUACAGAUUAUUGUCUGAAAAUUGAAGUACCAGAGGAACCGUUUAAUCUUGAAGACCAAGAAGUGACACUGAUUCUGGCUCGUGACCGUCUUAAUGAGGAUAAUGAUCAACCUAGAUUGGACGGUACCACAAGUAAUAAUUACAUGCCUAGACCAAAAAUUAUGCCAUCAUUUUAUUCUGUCAGCCAUCACAAGGAUUUCGUCAUAAUACAAAUGGAGGAAGAUGAAGAAGACAAUAAAAGAAACAGUGAAUUGAUUAAUAACAUUAAUUUAAAAGACUUUAACGCUAACCUACCACUUAAAAUCCAAAUUAAUUUUGUACGUGAUCAAUACACUCCAAGUUCCAUCUAUGAUGAUGGCGAUACAGACUGGACAGAUAUAGAUAGUGAUGAAAAUGAUCCAGAAGAAUUGACAGACGGACAGAAUAAGCAAAUCAAUGUAUGCUAUCGUGAUAUUUCUUCAGAAAUACGCCGUACGAGUAUAUUAGAUGAAUGCGCACGUUCUCGAUAUAGACCAUUAGCUACGAUACCACAAAAUGGUGAUGAUGAAAAUCUUGUAAAUGCGAUGUCAAAUUUGGACAUCCAUGGGCAGAAGCAUAUUAUAUGCCGAUCAUUGCAGAAGAGAAAACAUGGAAUGAAAUUGAUGAAAACCCCUGACGAUAGUAUUGUUUGUAAUGAUCAUGGCGGCCGGGAGUGUCCUUUCGCAAGAUCAGCCUUUCAGGAACCUUCAGAGAGAGUAUUUUUCAUCAGGGGUCUGAAAAAGGCAAUUCUACCAAGUUAUCUGCGCCGCAAAUUGGCGCGAGGAGGGUCAGGGCGGUAUUGGUUUACAUGGGGAAUCAUAGAUGAAGAGCCUAUCCAGGAUCCUGAUGAGGCUGUAUCCGAAAGUUCUUCACUUUCUCCUCUCUCUCUCUUUGAGGAUAUUGAUGAUAAUGAGUCGAAUUUAUCAACAGAAUGUGGACUAUCAGAAUGUCCUCAUUUGCCAGCUGGGCUACUAGACUGGUUGCAUAUAUUUUAUAAAGAUGGGGGAAUGCCUAAUUAUGCCAAUAGACCAGUAGCUGAUCCAUGGGCCGAUGAUGUCUCACAGUCGCCUACUAUCUCACACAAUGAGUACCCAGUGGAUAUGCCGAUACAUGAAACGAUAUAUGAAACAUUCCCUCAGACAUACUCUCAUGUUAGGGAAAUGCAUAACUAUGCCAAAAGACCGGUAGCCGAUCCCUGGGCCAAUGAUGACCAACAGUCGCCUAUUAUCAGACAGAAUCGGGAAACGCUGAAUAUGCCAACGAUAUAUGAAACACUCCCUGAGAGAGAUACUUAUGCUCCAAAGGUCAGGCUGUACAACCCUGGAUAUUUCGCCAGAACUUCUUCUAAUAUUUCUCCUGGCGCGUCAUCAGUCAUAGACAUUGCUCGUCCAGGACUGUAUACUCCAAUUGGCACAGCUCCUGGUUACAAUUAUGAAUACAUGCAUCCAGACCGCUAUUCACCAGAACCUGCUGAUCCACCGCAACACAGACCUUUUUGCCUGUCUCCAUGGACGUAUUUCGACGAACUUACCCCUUCACCAUCUAAUAGUCAUUUCGUACCGUGCCCAAUACAGGCUAAUGGUCUACCAUGUUGUUUUAACAACGUAUUGCAAACUGCCCAGGAGUCCAUACCUUCUAACUCUUUCAGCAGGCAGGAGCGAAACAACGAAGAAAUGUAUGAAAUAGCUGAAGAUUUCUACAACACCGUGUUUGCUGUUUCACCAUCGGCAAACGAUGGAGGAGGAGCCAGGCCAGACCGGGAACCUGGAAAUGGUGUGAAGAUUUUGCGUUUCCAGUUUGUGGCAGCUAUGGCGGCGGCUAUAGAACACCUCGGAUGGGAGAAGUUCAUGUUUAUAGGUCAUUCCAUGGGAUCAGAAAUAGGUCUAUUCUACAACAGUGUUAAUCCAGGCAAGAUAACUAAAAUGAUACUGUGUGAUCCCGAGCCCACUCUUCGGAGGUUACAAGUCCGCGACCUUCCUCGGUAUCAAACCAUGUUCUACGAUGAUUAUUAUAACAAUUAUUGGAAAGAUAAUUUCUACUAUAGGACGUACACUGUUAAAGAAGCCAAACAAGCUUUGAUGCGGGCUCGGAAUCUAACGGAGGAUAAAGCCUCUAUCAUUCUUAGUAACAGCUUGAAGCAUGUGCACGGUGACCAGUACAGAUUCACCUGGGACCGCCGCCUGAAGUUGCCAGCUCCCCAAAACUACCCCAAUUCUUACUAUUUCUCCAUUUUCAGUAACAUGCCCCCUACAUUAGUGAUAUCGGCUUCUGACAGUCUACGAGAGCAGUCACAAUCUGGAUCUUUGGAGCUUUUAAAAAUGUUGUCGACACUAGAAAAUUAUAACCAUGUAAUGGUGGAAGGCGGCCAUGAUGUACAUUUAACUAAUCCUGAAAGACUAGCGCCUCACGUUAUUGAAUUUUUGAAAAAAGAAACUAAAGUGAACAGCAAAUUAUAA
Molecule: messenger RNA, 2808 nt
Organism: Arctia plantaginis
Lineage: Eukaryota; Metazoa; Arthropoda; Insecta; Lepidoptera; Erebidae
Source: the annotation of a GenBank genome assembly